AUGAGCACGGAUCAACAGAAGAAACAGACUAUGCAAUAUUUGCAAAAAACAAUUGCUGAAAGAUGGGACAAAUUAUAUAUUGAUCAGGCAAGGAAAAGAAAUAGUGCAUUUAUGCCAUCACCGGCAUUAAUAGAUUUGGUUGAAGUAAAAAAAUUUGAAUUACCAGAAGGAAAAGGUUUAGUUCCCGGAUGUGGACAAGGAUAUGAUGUAUUUUAUUUGGCCAAUGAAAAAAGGCAUAUUACUGGUUUAGAUUUAAGUGAAACAGUCAUUGAUCAAGCUAUUCAACUCCAAAAAAACAAAGCAAUUGAUUCUUCUAUAGCAACUUUUAUUGCUGGUGAUUUCUUUAAACUUAGUCCAACAGAGAAAUUUCAACUUGUCUAUGAUUACACUUUUUUAUGUGCAUUACCUCCAACUUUAAGAGAAUCAUGGGCAUCAAAAAUGGCAGAAUUAAUUUCACCAGGUGGUGUAUUAAUUGCUUUAAUUUUUCCUAUUUGGUCUGCUAGUGAUCAUGAAGGUGGUCCGCCGUAUGCUUUAAAUCUUGAAAUAUAUCAAGAACUACUUGAAAAUGAUUUUACAAAAGAAUACUUUGAUCCUGAUUGUCCAAGUUAUGAACAUAGAAAAGGAUACGAAGCUAUGUCUGUAUGGAGACGUAAAUGA
Entrophospora sp. SA101 is the source of this 657-nucleotide messenger RNA. NCBI's taxonomy places the organism in Eukaryota, Fungi, Glomeromycota, Glomeromycetes, Entrophosporales, Entrophosporaceae. The record is from the annotation of a GenBank genome assembly.